GAGAGUUAGAUCCAGGUCGGGUGACUCUGGUUCGAUGAUAAAUUCUUCUGGGAGCUUUUCGAAAUGGAAUAGUUUCCUAAGAAGUUUGAUUUUGUUUGUGAGGGUUCUAUCCUCAACUAUGGGAAGUGACAAUGCGGUGCCCUCAGAUUUGAGUAUCUCUUAUGUGCUGGCAAGCUUGAUUGUUGCAUUAAAGUCAGGGUGGUUUCUGUUAAGUUUGUCACUUGUGAUUCCUAGCUCUUCUUCGACCAACGAAA
Acaulospora morrowiae is the source of this 254-nucleotide messenger RNA. The record is from the annotation of a GenBank genome assembly. Lineage: Eukaryota; Fungi; Glomeromycota; Glomeromycetes; Diversisporales; Acaulosporaceae.